Messenger RNA from Gigantopelta aegis, 1138 nucleotides. RefSeq names its product homeobox protein engrailed-like SMOX-2. Gene Ontology annotation, cellular component: nucleus. Lineage: Eukaryota; Metazoa; Mollusca; Gastropoda; Neomphalida; Peltospiridae. The transcript is spliced from 3 exons. Gene Ontology annotation, molecular function: DNA-binding transcription factor activity, RNA polymerase II-specific; RNA polymerase II cis-regulatory region sequence-specific DNA binding. Bases 1 to 1119 code for a protein of 372 amino acids. Gene Ontology annotation, biological process: neuron differentiation; regulation of transcription by RNA polymerase II; multicellular organism development. The record is from RefSeq and is a predicted model, not a curated record.
AUGAAUUCGAUUCCGGGUUGGGUCGGGGUUAGCAGAAACAGCAGCAGCAACAAUAACAACACCAGCAGGAAAAGCAGCCGCAAUAACAGCAGCAGCAACAACAGCCACAACAACAGCAGCAGCAAAAACAGCAGCAACAGCAGCAGCAGCAAUAGGAACAUCAAAAUAGCCAUGAAACACAGCCGAUUUACAAUUGAGGAUAUUUUGAGACCCGACUUCGGACAGCAGCCACGUCAUGGACAUCGUCGCUCCUGUGUGGAUGGCGAUACGACGAAACAAAUCCAGGAAGCGUUGCCAUUAACGACAACAGCCGACGAAAUUACCCGAGGACAAAAGUCAUUAGAACUACAGCAUAAAAAACUAGAUCAAACACCUCCUGAGUUCAUGUCAUGUUCUUCUUGUAUGGACUCUCGGAAGCCCGGACAGUUAUCUGGUUUAAAGAAGCAUUUUCGGUGUAUCGCAGAGACAAAGGGAGAAUUCGAGACAAAACAAGUGAACAAGAAACAGUGUAUUGAUAGACUUGUCAACGGACGGACAAGUCAACGCAAAAUACCCCUUGGAAAUUGUUGUUUGCAGGAUAAAACGAAUGCCAGAACGUGUCUGUCAAAGACAAAAAGUGAGGAGUCGGAAAAGGUUCGCGGUGUUUCGAAGAAGGUGUGUAAAGAGGGUAGAUUUGAUACCGGGACGGGUAGACACCCCAUUACGGAAUGGGCCGGGUCUCCGAAGGACGAGAAGCCGAUACUGUGGCCUGCCUGGGUGUACUGCACGAGAUAUUCAGAUCGCCCGUCAGCAGGUCCACGAGUUCGAAAACUCCAAAAACGAGAGAAAGUUUGCGACGAAAAGCGGCCUCGAACUGCGUUCUCUUCCGACCAGCUGGAGAAACUGAAAACGGUGUUCGAUACCAACCAUUACCUGACGGAGGACAAGAGGAGACAACUCGCAGCGGACCUGGGACUAAACGAGGCGCAGAUUAAAAUCUGGUUUCAAAACAAAAGAGCCAAGUUGAAGAAAACGUCCAACUCUCAACCGCUGGCCGAACAGCUGAUGGCGGAGGGGCUUUAUAACCACAAAACCGUGAAGCGUGACGAGUCAGUGCGAUUUGAAUCUUGUGAAUAUUGAUAAUAAAUUUAUUACACCA